AUGAAUGGGACGUAUUCAAAAGGAAGGUAUUACGUAACCGCCGAUGUGAAUUUGUUAAACGACAGCCUCUGCUUCCAACUUUGUUCGACAACGAAACUAAUCAAGGCUGAUAGCGGGCUUCAGCCCUUCAAAAUAUUCCGGAUGCUACAGAAUGAUAGAUUAUGCGACAGACUAAAUAAUGUCUCCUUAGUAGAGUCUGAAGACUCCGAACCGUCCAUUUCGUUGCUUGAUCUGCCAGCCGAUGUUAUGAUAAUACUCUUUGACUAUCUUGGGGUUGGAUCUCUGCGUUGCCUUGCUUUAACAUGCAAACAUCUUCAUGACUCAGUAUUCAAGUUUGGAUGGACCUCGUAUUUGCGUUCGAAUACACGUUUCUCAUGGAGUCUUUCCUGCACUGAUAGAGUAUGGUCCGCGUACGAACGUGUUCGCUACAAUACAAUUACUGAUUAUAACUGGGAAUGCCGAAGCUUUGUCGCUCGUCCGCUUUCACCGCCCUGGCGUGGUAGACAGCGCCCUAGUCUUGCCGUCUCACAAAGUCGGCUAGUCGUUUCUGCAGGGGACAAGUUGGAUGUAUAUGCUUUCUCAAGUCAAGCAUGCCUUUCGGAUGCACCUACCGUCCAUCUUGAGGCAACACUUUUGGUCAACAGAAUGGAUCAUCACCAGCCACGACACGAUGUCACAUCCAUGGCAUUUUUACCAGGCAACGGGGAAGACAGAAGACUCCUUGCAGGCUUCGCGGAUGGCAGUGUUAUGCGUGUGACAUUACCGGAUAUGAGGAAAAGCCAACAGCAUCCGUCUCCAGAAUUCGAGACUCUGCUCGUCGGAGAAGACCCGAUCCAGAGCAUUUCGGCCUCCGGCAGUUUGUCAUUCAGCCUCUCCAGUUCGGGGAAAGGUACUCUCCACGAGGCACGUGGAAGAAUCGUAUCCGAAAUUGAUAUCAAGGAGAAAUGCUGGUCUUCAUUCCUCUCUGCUGGCGAUGCAUCCUAUGUCGCUAUAGGCACAAGCUCUACUGUACCAUUGGCCAUAUACCCUGUUAAUGAAACCGCUCUUAGUUCAUCUCCGUCGGUGGUUCUGACUAGCAUGAGAAGUUCUGAAUUGGGUGUCAGAUCGCCGGCUUCCGCGGUCUACGGGAUUGCCGGUUCUCCACUGUCUUUUCCCGGAAAUCCUGGACAAGUUAUCGUCUCUGGUUGGUUCGACGGAUGCGUGCGUCUCUACGACCUGCGUACACCAUCAACAUCGUCUUCCGCGAGUAACUCAUCAACUAAGGCAGUGCCGACCCUGUCACCUGCAAUGAUCUUGUUUGACCCAUGGCAAAGAGAGAGCAUAUACUCUGUUUCAACAGGUGGAGGUUCUGGGUACACUAUCGCUGCAGGAACUGCUCGCCAUAGUGUUGUCGCGUUUUGGGAUGUGCGAGCACCACGUGCGGGCUGGAGUGUGCACGCACCGGGAAAUGAUACGUCGCCUGUAUAUGCGACCGUACUUGAAAGCUCUCGACUUUUUGGAGCGACGCAGAGCCGCGCAUUUGUCUACGAUUUUGGGCCUGGUGUUGGUGUGGAAACGUACCCACCUCUGCCGCGUGCAAUCGGCAAGGGUCAUCACAGUAAGGGUGGAGUUUCCGACUCACUCAUGAUGGAAGACGUUAUGGAAGAGAAGGGCUUUACCUUUCUGGAACAUGACGAAUUGCGUAUAAUGCCAUUCUGUGACUUAUCCGUGGUUCCCGCGGAGGUGGUCACUUUCGUCCCCAACGCCAACGGACUGCUGCUGAUCGUUCUUGACGCCGUCAAGCACGUCGCUGUGUCGAGCGCAAGUGGCCAACAAAAGUCUGAACGUCAUCGCUGGACUCGUGGGCGCAGGCCGCACCUUCGUCGCGGAGAUAUUUUUACAUCGGUUGUUCGUGUUGACGCGCUGCUCGGACACGCUUGCAAGUCAGUGCAGCCGCAGUCACCACAGUGCAUUUCGUUGUCGCUGCCACGCUUCGUAGUAGUACUCCCGCAGCUCGGUUCGCGUUCAAGCUCGCAACGCUUUCUGCCGCCUGUGCUGGAACUGAGCGGCGAUAACGAGCAACACGUUUCGCGACGAUUCUUUUUCUGGGACGCGUCUGAUACCCUGUUCGGAUCGUACCCACCGUCUGAACGACGGUCUUUCGCCCACGUACUUAGUUCCCCACUGCAACGCCUUCACUUGCACCAGCCCGACAUUACGAUUUAACGACAUCACCAGCCGCUAUCUGUUGUUUUAUUAUGCUACC
Molecule: messenger RNA, 2245 nt
Organism: Fomitiporia mediterranea MF3/22
Lineage: Eukaryota; Fungi; Basidiomycota; Agaricomycetes; Hymenochaetales; Hymenochaetaceae
Exons: 7
Coding region: 1-2205 (734 amino acids)
Molecular function (GO): protein binding
Source: RefSeq, a predicted model, not a curated record